GGGCGCAAGCUGUCCCCGCCUGCCUGAAGGGAAGUGCCUCUGCUACUCAGCCGCGUCUCCCCACUCCCUUCCUUUCCUUUCCCUUCCCUUGCUUUCCCUUCACGGCGCGCCUGGGACCCCGCGCGGAGAGCAGCAAUCCCUGCGCCAGCCUGAACGGUGGCAGCACUGGCAGCCGUGGAGGCGGGUGUCGCGCAGCCUUUGCACACCCAGCAGGGGCAGCAGGGGCAGCAGCAGCAGCAGCAGCGGCGGUGGCAGCAGCGGCGGCGGUAGCAGCGGCAGCAGCAGCAGCAUGUCGGCCGGCGGAGCGCCUAUGCCACCGACCCCCAACCCCGCGGUGUCUUUCCCUGCGCCCCGGGUCACCCUGCCUGUGGGACCCGAUAUUCUCCGGACCUACUCGGGAGCCUUCGUCUGCCUGGAGAUUCUAUUUGGAGGACUUGUCUGGAUUUUGGUAGCAUCCUCCAAUGUACCACUACCACUACUACAAGGAUGGGUGAUGUUUGUAUCAGUGACAGCUUUUUUCUUUUCCCUCCUCUUCCUAUGUGUGUUCCUCUCAGGCAUGGUGAAUAGAAUUGACGCCAACUGGAACUUCUUGGAUUUUGGUUAUCAUUUUGUUGUGUUCAUUUUCUACUUUGGAGCUUUUCUGUUGGAAGCAGCAGCCACUUCUCUGCACAACUUUCACUGCAAUUGCAAUGGGACCCUGAGUACAGAACCGCUUUUGAGUGACAACCAGUACAAUGUAAAUGUAGCAGCUACCAUUUUUGCCUUCGUGACAACAGCUUGUUACGGUUGUAGUUUGGCCCUGGCUUUACGAAGAUGGCGACCAUAACUCUCCAGAUCAAUUAGCUCUCCAUGUUUUAGUUUAGUUUGUGUACUUGUAUGAGUGUGACCAAUUUUGGUACCAUAUUGUUUUAGCUGUGAUACAUUCCCAAAGUCUUUUUGUAUAUGGAGACACUCUAUGGAAAAAGUUUUCAUCUACAUGCUAGCUGGAAUUUACAUUUUAAAACUAUUUUAACAGAUGAAGAGCCUUUCAUCACAGUUAAGUUUGGCUUCCUACUCUUAGAAAACUGCACUUUAAAAUUGACAAUCAAUGGAUAGAGGCAGCUUGAAGAGAUUUGGGCUCAGAAUCCCACCUCCAAUAUUUACUAGCAUGUAACCAUGGGAAGAUUGCUUAACUGCUUGGACCCUCAGCUGCCUCUUUUCUAAAAUGGAGAAAAUAUUUGUAGUUCCUGUUGGACAGGGAUGUGGUGAGGAUGAAAUGAGAUCUUGUAUUUGAAGUGCUUUGUAAACCUUAAAGCACUCUGUAAAUGCUAGCUAUUAGUAUGAGUGUCAUUAGCUAUUAAGUGGUGUCUCUUAAAUAUAUGUGGUCACUGGAACCCCCGGACCUUUUUCCUUUUAUAUACUACCCUUUAAGUCUCCCUACAAAAUACGCUUUAAACUACACAGAUAUCGAAUAUUUGCCUCACUCUCAUCUAUAAAAUCACAUGUAUGUGAGAUUUUAUCAAACCUACACAUAGGGAGUAUGACUCAAGAAAAACCUGAUACCCCAAGCCAUAUGUAGAACUCAAUCUCAUUACUCUAUCUUCAUUUUUCCUGUGUUUUAGGGAGUCAAUUGUUUUCCUUUUGGAGACGCAGUGAUUCUUCCUAGCCACUUAGAAUACUAUUUUGGUUACUUGAAAAGCUCAUAUAUGAAAUGAACCAUAGUUCUCUGUCAAAGGAAUUGCCUUUCUUCUUGCCCCUAGCUGAAGUGAGGCCCUCACAUCCACUGAUGAACACUGGAACUGAUAUCUAGCUCCUUUAGCUUUUUUUUCCUCCUUUAAGAUUUAUUUAUGUCUCAAGAUAUGUUUCAGCGUAUUGUGUAAAUAUGUUCACGAAUGUGGUAUUUUUCAAAAUUGUUUACUUUUAUUCUGAAUAGUUUUUUUAAUUUUUCUGAAGCUGAAUUUGGAUGGAUUUUUUUAAAAGUAACUCUGUCUAUAAAAUCUUAAUGCUAUAAUAUUGCCCUAGAAAUGAUAAUAGAUGUGAAAAAGCUAGGUUUUUUUUUAAAAGUAAUGUGUGUGUGUGUAUAUAUACAUAGAGAUACAUAGAGAUACAUAUAGAUAUACUAGUGUAUAUGUAUAUACGUGUAUUAACAUGCAGGUGCAUAUAUAUGUAUAUACAUAUACACACGUAUAUAUGCACAGAUGUGUAUAUAUGUGUUUCUAUAUAUUGGGUAUGCACAUAUCUGUGUAUGUAUAUAUAUAUAUAUAUAUUUAUAUAGCCUCUGUCGGUUGACUUGUGCAGAUAUUGACUGCAAUGUACCUUUAUUAUUUUUGGAAAGGUGCCAAACUGUUUGAACUAAAGGCUUGAAUGAGAACACUAUCGGAGUUAUAUGACAGCCCUCUCCAUGUUAUCUCAACAAGGUGUUUCCAGCUUGUCUUGAGAGAAAUUCCUUUAGAAAAAGAGGACCACUGGGUCCCUAUGCCCCUCAUCCCUUUGUGUGUUUACUAAUCCCAUCCCAAAUGGUGCCACAUAUGUUGGAUUUUUUUAGAGUAUAAACAUUAAACCAAGAUAGCCAACCCACCUCAUAAACCAUAGGUUAGCCAUAAUAGGUGGCAGCUUUGGUGUAGUUGCUGAUCAAAGGGCAAGUUGUAUUUCUCCUAAUGCCCUAAUAUGUCAACAGGUAAAUUGUAGUCUGUUUGAUGUGAAACAUAUAAGGUAUGACUAUAGUGUGACUCAUUUGUGUGUGUGACUUAUGGAACUUUGUCCUCUUUCCUUAUAUAUCACACUGACAUAUGUCUUUUCUGAAGCUUCCCUUCUCUUUGAAAAUCUGCCAUUCCUACUUGUAUACCACUUAUUCACAUUUGUAUUAUGACUUGUAUAUUACAGAGUUAUACACUGUGCCAUAAGGAUGUAGUCUCUUUUAGCUAGAAUCACAUGAAGCCAGUGGGCUAGAUUGGCUCUGGUGUCUCCUCUUCUCUCCCAGUAAGACGUCUGAGUUCUGUGCUUGGUGACAUUAAAUCAAACAAUUCUCUCAAAAUAAAGUGUUAUGGAGGUGCUUUUGUAAUGAAUUGCUUUUAAAUUGCUAAGAACAAAGUUUAAACACUUAUCUUUACUGUGAAUACUUAUCUCCAUGGAUUAAAUGCAUACUAGAUUUGUGAAAUGAAUGACAAACACUUGAACAAAAAUUAUGGCAUUUAAAAACUCUUAUUGUGCAUCUUAAAACUGUAAAAAAUAACAAUGUUUGGAUGAUUUUAAAGUCCUGGUAAUUCUAUAAUGAAAUAAGACUUCUUUUAUAAGUGUUAUGAAUCUCUAAUAAAGUAUUCAUUUGCUAA
Trichosurus vulpecula (common brushtail) is the source of this 3308-nucleotide messenger RNA. RefSeq names its product mal, T cell differentiation protein 2 (gene MAL2). Gene Ontology annotation, biological process: myelination. The transcript is spliced from 4 exons. Gene Ontology annotation, molecular function: structural constituent of myelin sheath. Gene Ontology annotation, cellular component: membrane. The record is from RefSeq and is a predicted model, not a curated record. Bases 290 to 826 code for a protein of 178 amino acids. Lineage: Eukaryota; Metazoa; Chordata; Mammalia; Diprotodontia; Phalangeridae.